AUGGCCAAAAGUAUUGAGGAGAGAUAUCAGAAAAAAUCCCAGUUGGAACACAUUUUACUCCGGCCGGAUACAUACAUUGGGAGUGUCGAGAAGCAUACCCAAUCUCUCUGGGUAUUCGACGAUGAAACUAGUAAGAUGGUUCAGAAAACUGUAACAUAUGUGCCUGGGUUAUAUAAAAUUUUCGACGAGAUACUGGUGAAUGCUGCCGACGUCAAGGCUAGGGAGAGUCAAAGAACAGAUGUAGUUCAGAAGAUGACAACCAUAAAAGUCAACAUUGACUCAUCAACUGGCGAAAUUUAUGUUUGGAACGAUGGUGAUGGUAUUCCAAUUGAGAUUCACAAGGAGCACAAUAUUUACGUUGCACAUUUGAUAUUUGGCCAUUUGCUUACAUCCGACAAUUAUGAUGAUUCUGAACAGCGUAUUACAGGUGGAAGGAACGGAUUCGGUGCCAAACUUGCCAAUAUUUUCUCCAAAAAGUUUACUGUUUGUUGUGGUGAUUGUAAACGCAAGAGGGAAUUAAAAAUGACAUGGUUUGAUAACAUGUCAAGGCACAGUGCGGUUAAGGUCCGAAAUUAUUCCGGAAAGGAUUAUGUUUCAGUAACUUUCCUGCCUGAUUACGAAAAGUUUGGCAUGGACGGCCUAGAUGAGGGGACGGAAUUGCUGCUUAAAAAACGAGUAUAUGAUAUAGCUGGCACUAGUGGCGUAAAAGUGUUUCUAAAUAACAACCGAAUUCCAGUAAAAAAUUUCACAACAUAUGUUGAUAUGUACUUGGGCACGAAUGAUGACGUUGUUAGAAUCAGUGAUUCUUCCGAGCGGUGGAGUGUUGUGGUAACAAAAUCCGACGGUUCCCAAUUCCAGCAAGUGUCAUUUGUCAACAGUAUUUGUACCAUAAAGGGUGGUAGCCACGUAAACUACGUAAUCGAACCCAUGAUACAAGCUAUUACCAAAAAGAUAAACAGCAAAAAUAAGGGUGGGAUGCAAGUUAAAGUGGGUCAUGUUAAAUCCCAUUUGUGGGUUUUCGUGAACUGUCUAAUCACUAACCCUUCCUUCGACUCACAAACUAAGGAAACAUUGACUACCAAGCCUCAAAAGUUUGGGAGUAAGUAUAUGCCUUCGGAUAAGUGCAUAAACAGUAUUUUAAAGAGCAAAAUUAUGGAUAGCGUAAUCGCAUGGGCUAGAGCUAAAGAGCAGGUUGAACUUGGUAGAAAGCUUAAAGUUGGCAAUGUGAAGCAGACUGAGAAACUUUUAGGAAUCCCAAAACUGGAAGAUGCCUCCAAAGCUGGCACUAAAUUUGCUUCCGAAUGCACUCUAAUUCUUACCGAAGGGGAUUCGGCUAAAACGUCAUGUUUAGCCGGUCUAUCUGUUGUGGGUAGAGAUCUCUAUGGCGUUUUCCCACUUAAAGGUAAACUACUAAAUGUGCGUGAAGCCUCAUUUAAGCAGUUGUCACAAAAUGUUGAGAUACAGCAUAUCCUCAAAAUAAUGGGCCUAGAUGUAUCUAAUAAAAAUUUGGACACCCCAAAAAAUUUGCGAUACGGAUCUCUUAUGAUUAUGACGGACCAAGAUUAUGAUGGAUCCCAUAUCAAGGGACUACUUAUCAAUUUAAUCCAUCAAUUUUGGCCGUCAUUACUUAAGUAUCGCGGUUUCCUACGGCAAUUCAUAACUCCAAUCAUAAAGGCAACUAAAGGCAAUAUUCAAACUUCAUUUUACACCAUUAGCGACUUUAAUAAGUGGAAAGACACUGUUCAGGAUAUUAGAUAUUGGAGAAUUAAGUACUACAAAGGUCUGGGUACAUCCACAGACACAGAAUUUAAGGAGUAUUUUAAGAACAUAAAAGACCAUCUAAUCGAUUUCAAGUGGAGGAAUGAAGAGUGUGACAACAAGAUUGAUAUGGCCUUUAACAAGAAGAGGGUGGAGGAUAGGAAAAGAUGGUUGCAGAAUCAUGUGGCAAUGCAGGAAGAAGGGGUAGCUUCACUGGGUGUAGAUCAUUCUUGCAAGGAGCUGUCAUACCAGGAUUUUGUAGACAAGGAAUUGGUACUGUUUUCAAUUUAUGAUACCGAGAGGAGUAUCCCUUCCAUUAUGGACGGAUUGAAACCAGGGCAAAGAAAGGUGCUAUUCGGUUGUUUUAAGCGCAACCUCAGGACUGAGUGUAAAGUUGCUCAACUUACGGGUUACAUUGCCGAGCAUAGUGCUUACCAUCACGGUGAAACUUCGCUGCAGCAAACUAUUAUCAACAUGGCCCAAACCUUUGUCGGUUCCAAUAACAUCAACUUGCUGGAACCUUGUGGUCAGUUCGGGUCAAGAAAGGAGGGAGGGAAAGAUGCAAGUGCUGCCAGGUACAUCUUUACCAAGCUGUCUGAGCUUACUAGGUUGAUAUAUCAUCCCAUUGACGAUGCAAUAUUGGAGUAUCAAACAGAGGAGGGGCAGUCAAUUGAACCGAUUUUUUACAUACCUAUAUUGCCUAUGGUGUUGGUGAAUGGAUGUGAAGGAAUUGGUACUGGUUUUUCAUCGACAAUUCCCAACUUCUCCCCCUUUGACAUAAUUGCAAACAUUAAGAGGUACAUUAAUGACGAAAUGUUGAUUCCCAUGACUCCCUGGUUUAAGGGAUUUAAGGGGUCGAUCAUUCCAAAUGAUCGCGCUGGUUUUGAUGUGGUGGGCAAAUAUGACGUGGUUGAAUACGAUGUUUUUGACAGUAAAAAUGGCUCAGUGCCUGUUGAUAUUAUCAGGAUCACAGAAUUACCCGUUAAAAAGUGGACCCAGGAUUACAAAGAAUUCCUGGAAUCAUCUGUUAUGUCAGAAGAUUCGCAAAUUAUUGGUUUUAAUGACAAAUCUUCACAUGAACAUGUAGAUUUUGAAGUGCAUGUUAAAGCUGGUACCACUGAUCUGGAAAAAUUGCUUAAGUUGCGUUCCAGUAUUAGUCUGACAAACUUGACCUUGUUUGACACAAAUAGAAAAUUGACAAAGUAUCCAAAUGAACUGGCUAUACUAAAGGAAUUUGCCAAUGAAAGGCUUAAAGCUUACGGCAAACGCAAAGAGUAUUUGCUAGUCAAGUAUACACAGGACUUGAAAAUAUUGAGCAACCAAGUCAGGUUUAUAAAAAUGGUAAUAAAUGAAGAGAUCGUUAUCUUCAACAGGAAGAAAGUUGAUUUGAUAACCGAAUUAAAGCGGCUCAAAUUCGAACCAAUGGACGAAGAUGAGGAAAAGGGAGAAUAUGAUUAUCUAUUAAGCAUGCAAUUGUGGAAUUUGACCAAGGAAAGAGUAGACAAGUUGAAUGAGAAUCAUACGCAGGCAGGAAACUUGUUAGAGAUGUUGAAGGGGAUGACGACCAAACAAAUGUGGUUAGAUGAUUUGCGGGCACUUGAGGAGGCCCUGAAAAAUUUUGAAAAAGGAAGUGAAGAGGGGGAAAUGCCAUCAACUUCCCAUCAAUCCCAAUCAAAGUUAAUUACCAACUUGAAUAAGCAUCGAAAGAUACCCAAAAACUCAAAUUCCGGUAAAAGAAAGAAGUCUAUAGGUGAAUCAUCAUCGCAAGAUAUAAUUGGUUUCGCUUCUCAAGACUACGAAAUUAUAUCCCCAUCAUUUGCAGAUUCAAGUUCACCUGACAUUAGUGGUAAACCUAUUACACUGGCAGAGGCUGCCAAGAGAACGCCUUCAAACAUACCAUCGGUACUCAGUUUUUUUAAGUCAACCUCUACAGUAGAACCAAGCACUGCUGUAGCCGAAAGCAGUGAAGCAGAUGCGGAUAAGGUUACUAGGAAGGAUUACAAGAUUGAGGAGGAAAAGAAAAGAAAUUUUGACAAGGAUGAUCAUGGUGGAAGGAAAGCAAAGAAAAGCAUUGCAAGUAGUGGUGAUGGAAAAGUUAAGAAGGUCCUUAAAAAGAAAAUUGUCGUAGAUGACGACGACGACUUUAUUGUUGACUCAGAUUAUGACCUUUGA
Molecule: messenger RNA, 3930 nt
Organism: Babesia microti strain RI
Lineage: Eukaryota; Apicomplexa; Aconoidasida; Piroplasmida; Babesiidae
Product: DNA topoisomerase II
Exons: 9
Coding region: 1-3930 (1309 amino acids)
Biological process (GO): resolution of meiotic recombination intermediates; sister chromatid segregation; DNA topological change
Cellular component (GO): nucleus
Molecular function (GO): ATP binding; DNA topoisomerase type II (double strand cut, ATP-hydrolyzing) activity; DNA binding
Source: RefSeq, a predicted model, not a curated record